Acanthosepion pharaonis is the source of this 1899-nucleotide messenger RNA. Lineage: Eukaryota; Metazoa; Mollusca; Cephalopoda; Sepiida; Sepiidae. The record is from the annotation of a GenBank genome assembly.
AUGGAAUCGGGAGGAACAGAUACGGGACCGGCACGAAAGAUGCAAAAAGUGGCCGUGUCUGAGGCGAGUUCUGAAGCAGAAGAGAGUCGGGACUUCGAUAGCGAAACCCAAAAAGCCCUGGAAGACAUCGAUUCUUGUCAGAAUGAAAUUGAUGCCUUGAACGAAAAAGCCAGCGAGGAAAUCCUCAGAGUCGAACAGAAAUAUAACAAACUGAGAAAACCCUAUUUCGAUCGAAGAAACGAGCUGAUCAAGAAAAUACCAAACUUCUGGGUCACAGCAUUUGUUAACCACCCACAGAUCUCUGCUAUUCUUGAUGAAGAGGAGGAGGAAUGCUUACAUUACUUGAAUAUGGUUGAAGUCGAAGAAUUUGAAGAUAUCAAAUCUGGCUACAGAAUAAAAUUUCAUUUUUCUUCUUCGAAUCCUUAUUUCUCAAAUGAGGUACUGUGUAAGGAAUUUCACUUAGCUACGACGGAUGCUUUUAGCGUUGUGCUCAAAAUUCCGGGGGAUCCAGCUUCCAAGUCCACACCCAUAAAUUGGCAAGAUGGCAUGGAUCUAACAAAAAGAGUUCAAGAACAAAUGAUUCCUUCUGAUCGGAAGCGAAAACUGAGGCCAAACCGGACUUUCUUUUCAUGGUUUUUGGACAACAAAGACCCAUCAGCAGAUGAUAUUGCAGAGGUUAUCAAAGAUGACAUGUGGCCAAAUCCCUUGCCAUAUUUUUUGGCUCCUGAUAUUGAAGUUGAAGAAAAUGGUGUAAGUAGUGAGGAAGAUGAUGAUGAUGAUGAUGAACUGGAUGAAUCAGUGGUUGUUGUAAACGAAGAUGAUGAUGACGAUGAUGAAGAAGAGGAGAUUUAUGAAGUUGAUGAGGAUGAUGAAGAUGUGGAAGAUGAAGAGGUUGAAGAAGCUCUUGAAGGUGAAGAUGUGGAAGUGUUAGUUGGGGAAGAUGAUGAUGACAAGGAAGAAGCUGGAGAGUCUGUUCAUAUCUAUCUCUCUAUCUAUCACAUUGAUCUUCAUUAUCUAUCUAUUUAUUUAUCUCAGUGUGUUCAUAUCUAUCUAUCUUCAUUAUCUAUCUAUCUUCAUUAUCUAUCUAUCUAUCUAUCUCAGUGUGUUCAUAUCUAUCUAUCUUCAUUAUCUAUCUAUCUAUCUAUCUAUCAUUAUCUAUCUAUCUAUCUCAGUGUGUUCAUAUCUAUCUAUCUAUCUAUCUAUCUAUUUAUUUAUCUCAGUGUGUUCAUAUCUAUCUGUCUAUCUUCAUUAUACAAACUACAAUAUAUUUCCUAUCUAUAUAUCUAUCAUUCUAUCUAUUUUUCUCAGUCUGUUCAUAUCUAUCGCUCUAUCUAUCACAUUGAUCUUCAUUAUCUAUCUAUUUAUUUAUCUCAGUAUGUUCAUAUCUAUUUAUCUAUCUAUCUCAGUGUGUUCAUAUCUAUCUAUCUAUCUAUCUCAGUGUCUUCAUAUCUAUCUAUCUAUCUAUCUAUCUAUCUCAGUGUGUUCAUAUCUAUCUAUCUAUCUAUCUCAGUGUGUUCAUAUCUAUCUAUCUAUCUAUCUCAGUGUGUUCAUAUCUAUCUAUCUAUCUAUCUAUCUCAGUGUGUUCAUAUCUAUCUAUCUAUCUAUCUAUCUAUCUCAGUGUGUUCAUAUCUAUCUAUCUAUCUAUCUAUCUAUCUCAGUGUGUUCAUAUCUAUCUAUCUAUCUAUCUAUCUAUCUAUCUCAGUGUGUUCAUAUCUAUCUAUCUAUCUAUCUAUCUAUCUAUCUCAGUGUGUUCAUAUCUAUCUAUCUAUCUAUCUAUCUAUCUAUCUCAGUGUGUUCAUAUCUAUCUAUCUAUCUAUCUAUCUAUCUCAGUGUGUUCAUAUCUAUCUAUCUCAGUGUGUUCAUAUCUAUCUAUCUAUCUAUCUAUCUAUUGUAACCUAG